Messenger RNA from Trichoplusia ni (cabbage looper), 1997 nucleotides. RefSeq lists its product as uncharacterized. The transcript has 4 exons. Bases 420 to 1004 code for a protein of 194 amino acids. The record is from RefSeq and is a predicted model, not a curated record. NCBI's taxonomy places the organism in Eukaryota, Metazoa, Arthropoda, Insecta, Lepidoptera, Noctuidae.
ACGAAGCUCAUACCCAGAAUGCAAUAGGAAGAAUUGCUUUUUAAUUUGUAUUAUAAAUAUAAACGUACUCAAAACAGUGGAAAAGGGGUAACGCAGUAACUUUUGAUUUUUGCUAUUAUGACUGCGUGCGGCUAGGACAUACGGUAACCUAGACAAAAUAAACACUACCUGAUAGACCUGAUAUACUAAAGAAAGAGUUUAAACUAGUACCCAUUUAUUACAAAUAAAACAUCUAAAAUCCCGAUACAAUUUGCUACGGCGUAGCCGCGUAGCACGUAGGUGAGCUUGCAAGUGGUUACAAGCUCUACUGGACGCAGAACAAAAGUUACAUCGCAUCGCAGCGAUGCGUCGGGCAUCGCACUCGCAGUUUGAACCGAGGACGUCACUGGACCGCACGUUGCAUUGGCACCACAUCAGCAAUGUUCCUGACUUACACGAUGAUUGUGGCCGCGGGCCUGCUGGCGCUGCUGCCCGGAGCGCGCGCUCUGCCGGGCGAGCCGUUCUUGCGCUACGACCCCGUCUUAUAUACGAUUAAUCCGGAGGCAGAAGCGAGAAGCGAUGAACCUUUUGAGGAGUUGGGUGUCGACUUCAUAAAGAUGCCUGAUAACGCUGAGAAAGGCUACAAGCUGUAUAAAUUCAUAAAAGGGCUUCAACGUAGACGAGAGCUUCAUCAGAAAUCGUCUCGUUUUCCCUACAGGCCCCUUUUGAACACAGGCUUUGUGGAUUUGUGGGUCGAUCGCAUCCCUGCCCCAGAACUCCCUACCAAACAAACUCUUGUAGGAAACGAGAUUGACACCCAAAAGACAGUUCCGGAAGAACCAAAGAAGGAUGAGGUUAAACAAGAAACACUGCAAGUGAAGAAUGAACCUGAUGCGAAUUGCACCAAACCGAAACUAUUCUUCAACUUUCUUUUCACCUUCAACAAAAACAUUCACUACAUUUUCUUCUUUGUUAUCGAACACGACAACAACAUACUUGCCAACAUGUAUUAUUUAGAAUCUUAAAGACACGUCUUCAGUACCGUUGAAGCAAAGGAGUUGCGGUUUGCAAAUUUUACUUCAUCAUUCCGAGAGCGAUGUACUUCUUUCUGUUUCAACAUUUGAGAUAUUGUUGUUGUCCAGAGCUUAACAUUUGAGCUUAAAGGGAAAAACCUAAGUGAAACACUUAAAAGCUCUUCUUAGAUAAAAUAAAUUUAAUCUGAUUAUUUUGGAAGGUAGAAAUAUAAUUUCGCACGUGGCUCAACGGUACGUACUGUAAAUUCUCUUUAUUUAUGUGUGAUGUGGUAUGUGGACUAAGCUGAAAAUAUCUAUACAACUUACUUUCUUAUUUUAUGCUAAUAUCAACCCAAUACUUCUUUGAUUAGGUACCUAAUCGUCUGUAAUAGAUCUAAGAGUUAUCGAUGUCAAUGGUUUAAAUAUCUAUCUAUGUGUCGUAGAGAAGGUAACAUGGUUUCCUAAACUUAAGUUUCUUCUUAGUGUAGUAGGACAUACAUGUUUCUUGUUGUAGGAUUAUUCAAACACAUUAGACUAAGCAUAAAUAUAUCUACAUUGUGACAAAUAUUUAUAUAUAUAAGUACCUGGUACAAAGUCACCAAUAUUAAAAGAACUUCGGGAAACCUGCGUGUGUAGUUCGCAGAUAAUGAAAGACAAUUAUUUUUACCUGUUAGUACAAGGUGGUGUUGUACCUAUGAAUCUAAUGAGUAUGAUAUUAUAUUGUGACUUGUGUAGUGCUCAACCUUGGCCAAGAAUGUUUGAAACAAAACCGAAUCUCAGGCAAUUGCGCGAUGCUGGCCACAAUAAUAUGAGUUCAAUAAACACUGGUGAACUAACUGUAGGCAGAUUAAUUGUGUCUCACAAGAGUCACGACUCACGAAUCACUGUAGUUACCUAAUAUGUAAGUAUUUUUGACCCAAUAUUUAAAGGUUGUUCCCUAACCCCUAGUUUCUAUCUUACUGUUAAAGAAUAUCUAAUAUUAUCUAUUAAAGAAUUUAGAAAUGU